This is a messenger RNA of Sorex araneus (European shrew), 3561 nucleotides long. RefSeq names its product PWP1 homolog, endonuclein (gene PWP1). Gene Ontology annotation, cellular component: nucleus. Lineage: Eukaryota; Metazoa; Chordata; Mammalia; Eulipotyphla; Soricidae. The record is from RefSeq and is a predicted model, not a curated record. Gene Ontology annotation, molecular function: protein binding. Gene Ontology annotation, biological process: rRNA processing. The coding region runs from base 84 to 1583 and encodes 499 amino acids. The transcript has 15 exons.
CGCACUGCUCAGCAGCCGGCGCUCCCGGAUCUGUCGGCGCGUCUUCCCGGCCGUGUGCUGCGGGCCGUCCCUGGGCUGUAACCAUGAACCGCAGCCGCCAGGUGACCUGCGUGUCCUGGGUCCGCCGCGGCGUGGCCAAGGAGACGCCCGACAAGGUAGAGCUCAGUAAAGAAGAAAUAAAACGUCUCAUUGCUGAAGCAAAGGAAAAAUUAGAAGAAGCUGGGAGCGAUGAAGAGGAAGUGGCGGAGCCGGCGGACAGCAACAUGCAGAGUGCCCGUGCCGAGGCGCGGCCCCAGGAGCUGGAGGAUGGAGACCCGGAGGACGACAGGACGCUGGAGGACGAUGAGCUGGCCGAGUACGACUUGGACAGAUACGACGACGAUGGUGACCCAGAUACCGAAACUCUUGGUGAGUCUCUCAUGGGUCUUACAGUAUAUGGAAGCAACGAGCAGGAUCCUUACGUCACCCUGAAGGAUACGGAACAAUAUGAGCAGGAAGAUUUCGUGAUCAAGCCCACUGACAACCUCGUGGUUUGUGGCAGAGCUGAACAGGACCAGUGCAAUUUGGAGGUGCACGUUUACAAUCAAGAAGAAGAUUCUUUUUAUGUGCACCAUGAUAUACUGUUGUCUGCAUACCCUCUGAGUACCGAAUGGCUGAAUUUUGAUCCGAGUCCAGAUGAUUCUACUGGAAACUAUAUUGCUGUGGGAAACAUGACCUCCGUGAUUGAAGUGUGGGACCUGGACAUAGUCGACACUCUGGAGCCAGUCUUCACGCUCGGGAGCAAGCCCUCAAAGAAGAAGAAGAAGAAAGGAAAGAAGGGCUCCACGACCGCGGAGGGGCACUCGGAGGCUGUCCUUGACCUCUCCUGGAACAGACUUAUCAGAAACGUGCUUGCGAGUGCUUCCGCGGACAGCACCGUGAUCCUGUGGGACAUGGCCGUGGGCAAGCCGGCAGCCAGCCUUGCUGUGCACACAGACAAGGUACAGACUCUUCAGUUCCAUCCGUUUGAAGCACAGACUCUGAUUUCUGGAUCAUACGAUAAGUCCGUAGCGCUGUACGACUGCCGGAGCCCAGAGGACAGUCACCGCAUGUGGCGCUUCAGCGGGCAGAUCGAGAGAGUGACGUGGAAUCACUUCUCGCCGUGCCAUUUCCUGGCCAGUACAGAUGAUGGUUUUGUGUAUAACUUGGAUGCCCGCUCAGAUAAGCCCAUUUUUACACUCAAUGCGCACAAUGAUGAGAUCUCUGGGCUUGAUCUCAGCAGUCAGGUCAAGGGCUGCCUUGUCACGGCAUCCGCAGACAAGUAUGUGAAGAUCUGGGAUAUACUGGGAGACCGGCCGAGCCUGGUUCACUCCAGAGACAUGAAAAUGGGAGUUCUCUUCUGCUCUUCAUGUUGCCCAGAUUUGCCGUUUGUUUAUGCUUUUGGAGGUCAGAAAGAAGGGCUUCGGGUCUGGGACAUCAGCACCAUCUCUUCAGUAAAUGAGACGUUUGGAAGAAGAGAAAGGCUUGUUCUCGGGAAUGCAAGAAGUUCAUCAGUGAACGGCCCUUUGGGGAGCCGGGGCUCGGAUGCACCGAUGGAGUCGUAGCGAGACCAGUUUCACGGUUUCCUUUUUACCGUAACCCAGAGGUUCAAAAGCAGCCUGAAGUAUUUCGUGCAGUGACUGGAACAAAUUCAUGGCUGUGACCUGACAUUCCUUCCUGCCAUGUGGUGGCGGCAGAAACGAGGCCAGUGCGUGUGAUGGGAAUUCACAGAGUAGAGACUCCUGCUGCCUUCUCUGAAAAGGAUAACAAAGGUUUGGGGGCGGGGGGAGAUACUCAAAAGGCCAGAGCACGUGCUCUGUGUGUGGCAGCCUUGGGGGUGAUUCCCAGCACCUCAUGGUCCCCAAGCACCUUCUGAACCACCCUCCCAAAUUAAAAGGGUUUUUGGAAAAUGAUCUGACUAAGGUUGUACGGUGCAGCACAAACAGGCCGUGGCCGGAACUCUCCUGCCUAGAGCGCUGACCGACUGCUCGUGAUUCAGAAGUGUUCUUAGUACCACUUGGGGGUCAGUGUUCCUAAUAAGAGGCACCGUGUAGUGAUAAAGAUUUACAAACCGAGCGAAGGAACAUCUAAAGGGAGAAAUAAGCAACAGAUUCCAUGCACUUCUCAAGCACACGUGGCUGGAUCAUAAGUCAUCCCACAAACACAGCCUUAAGCCAUGAUGGAAAUACCUGGGUCUUAGGCCAGCGCUGUAGCUCAGUGGUAGAAAACUUGUCCUGAACGUGUGAAGCCCUGGGUUUGAUCCUGUGCACUGCAGAAGGAAAGUUAGUCUCAUUUGGGGCCAGAGAGUUAGUACAGCAGAUAAGGUGCUUGUCUCUCACAGCCUACCUAGGUUUAAUCCCUGUCAUCACAUAUGUUCCCCGGGGCAUUAUUAGGCGUGAACUCUGAGCACCACCAGGUAUGAUCCAAAAACAGAAGGGGCCGGAGCGAUAGCACAGUGGGUAGGGCGUUUGCCUUGCACGCAGCUGACCUGGGUUCGAUCCCCGGCAUCCCAUAUGGUCCCCCAAGCACCGCCAGGAGUAAUUCCUGAGUGCAAAGCCAGGAAUAACCCCUGAGCAUCACUGGGUGUGACCCAAAAAGCAAAAAAAAAAAAAGUAAGCAUCUUUUGCAACCAAAGUGAUACGAAACUGGGAGUCAAUCAUAAGAAAACUUGAAAAUUCCCAAAUAUGUGGAGAUUAAACAAUGACUCGAAAACCUUUGAGUCAAAUGAAAAUGUACCAAAACUUAUGGAUGAAGUAACAAGUGGUUCUAAAGGAUGCUUAUAAACACCUAUAUCAAGGAACAGAGACCUAAAAUAAACUAUUACACCUCUAUAAAAAGGAUAGAGAGGGACCAGGGAGAGUUAAGGUACUUGCCUUGCAUCCAGCCAGCACCAUAUACGGUCCUCUGAGUACCCCAAAACAGAUGAAAAGAAACAGCUCCAAAAGGUCAGAGGAGAAAUGAAGACUGAAAAGGCCAAAUUUGUUGGGUUUUGUUUUGGGGUCACACCCAUCAAUGCUCAGGGGUUACUCCUGGCUCUGCACUCAGGAAUUGCUCCUGGAGAUGUUCAGAGAACCAUACAGAAUGCCAGGAAUCGAACCCAGUUUGGCUGUGUGCAAGGCAAAUGCCCUACCCAUUGUACUAUGGCUCCAGCGCCUGAAAAGACCAGUUUCUGAACAAAACUGACAAACGUUUAAGAGAAAGGAAUCAAAGUCGAUAUUACAAUACCACAGAAAUAACAAAAGAUCAUAAAAGACUACAGUUACAGACUACCAAAUUAAAUAUCCUGGAAAAAGAAAAUAAAUUCCUAAAAACAGCCUACCCAUCUUGAGCUAGAAAACCAGAACAGAUUGAGAAAAAGAUCGAAUCACUGUUUUAGAAAUAAUAAACUAAAGCCCAGAACUGGACAGCAUCACUGAUGAAUUCUACCCAGCCACCAAGCAAAAUGCCAGUCUCGCUAACUUCCUCCAAAGUAGGGCUGUCUCGGGGCUUAUUAUGUUAGACCAUUAUUCUCAUGCCAAUGUGAGACAAAGACUCAAAUUAUAU